Molecule: messenger RNA, 1743 nt
Organism: Pantherophis guttatus
Lineage: Eukaryota; Metazoa; Chordata; Lepidosauria; Squamata; Colubridae
Gene: RPP25L
Product: ribonuclease P/MRP subunit p25 like
Biological process (GO): tRNA 5'-leader removal
Cellular component (GO): ribonuclease MRP complex
Molecular function (GO): RNA binding
Source: RefSeq, a predicted model, not a curated record
UGUGGCGCAUGCGCGGACCUUCUUUCGCGCUGAGGAAAGCUGGAGGGCGCCAUUUUGGUUGCCGCGCGGCGGCGUCGGUGGCGAUCGCACUGCAAACCAUGGAGAAUUACCAGAAGUCCAAGGUAGUGGAGAAGCCUUCUCCUCUCCCUUUCACCAACUUGCCCUCAGACAUCAUUGAAAUGAAAGUGAAGGAUGGAAGCAAGAUCCGGAAUCUGAUGGGCUAUGCCAUUGGCAAGAUGGAGCAAGAGACGAUGAGACAGAUGCUCUUCAGCGGGGUUGGCAAAGCCAUCAACAAGACCAUCACCUGCGUGGAGAUCAUGAAGCGGAGGCUGAAGGAUCUCCAUCAGAUUACAAAAGUGUUCUUUCAGCAAAUAGAGGAGAUCUGGGAACCAAUUGUGCCGGAGGCUGGCCUGGAUCCCUUGACUGUGAAGCGAAAUAUCCCUGCCAUUUGUGUUUUGUUGAGCAAAGAACCCCUAGAUCAUCAGGAGCCAGGCUAUCAGGCUCCCGGAUCUUUCGAUGCCUUCUGGUUGGAAACGCUGAACUCAGAGUCCCAAAGUCAACCGAAAAGGAAGAAAGGUGGUGGAAGAGGGGCUGGCCAUGCAGGAAAGUAUCCUUCCUCUGUCUUUUGAGAAGAAUCCAAAAGAUAAUCCUCAGUCAAGCUGAGUGAAUUACUUACCUACUGAGCCAAAGAAAGCUGGUCGCUUUUCGUAUUGAGAGAGGAAAAUUGGAAAUCUUGGUGGAGAGGCUGAUUUAAAGGAAGUGGAAGAGACUGAGGUUUCAGAACUGCCUGGAUCAGGUUGAUCAUCAGCAUCUGGCAGCGUGGUUCUUUUCUUGUCAGAAGGAAAGAAAUGCUGUGGUGGAUUGUUUUGAGUUCUGGAAGCAAUAAUGAUUAAAAAGAGAGCCUUCCUGGGUUGAGGGAGAUGUGGAUAAUCUGCCUGUUUAACAAGAAGGUAGCUAUGAUGUUUGCCUAUUUUCCUCAGUGGAUGAUGACUGUUGGAUGUUACACGAAUCUUAGGAUCUACUUCUGUGAAAGGGCAGGAAUCCUCUGCUUCCAAAAUUUGAUGGUGACAGGAGAAGGGUGCCCUGUUUUUCAUAUAAUUCUCUGGUUUUAAUAUGGGGCUCUCCAAACUUGGCAACUUUAAGAUUUGUGGACUUCAACUCCCAGAAUUCUCCAGCUAGCGCAUGCGCUGGGUGGGGAAUCCUGAGAGUUGAAGUUUACAAGUGGCCAAAUUUGGAGUCCCUCUGCUGUAAUAAGAGAUCAUCAUAUUUGAUCCAGCAUAAAGAUGAGAUUUUGAUUGAUUGUCUCGUCUUGAUUGCCUGAGAUGCAGAAGGUGCAGCUUAGUAUGUCUAAAGACGAUUGGAAAAAUGCUGAGAUUAUUUGAUUGUUAAAGAAACAGAUUGUACAACAAUACUAUUUUAGUAUAAUUUAUUUAUAGUUAAUUUUUUUCAAUAUUUGAAAAGGCUGCUUUGGUCUAUGAAAGGGUUGUUGCUAGCUCAGACAAUUGAUAUUUAUCUCCAGUAAUUCUGUUUCCCUCCAUAAGUGUUGCCUGAGUGUUGCCUGAGGAAGUGAAAGAUGUUAUGAAGAGCAUUUUCCCUUUUUAGCUGAUGGUUCUUCAUUUACCUCUGACAGCAUUGAUGCUCCAGAGAUCCGACAUGGGGCAGGAAUUUUAUCUGUGACUGUUGACAAUACUGAUGGAUUAUUUGCAUUCAAUCAAACCAUUAAAAAACCCCACAUUCUUAGUA